CGCUUUACGCAAUUUUUGCAGUUUUCCGGUCCUUUGCCUAAAAAAUUAUUACUAUAUAGGAUAAAAGUUUAAAACAGAAUUUUAUUUAUUUAUCAACAUUGUAAAAUAUGAGUGCCAUGGGUGAAGAAUUCGAGGAAGAAGGAUGGAUUAACCGUGGCAACCAACAUGGCGAAGAUGAGGCAGACGGCCCCGAAGAGCCGUUGGAAAAUCCCCAGGAAGUGCUCAACGAGUGUCUGGGAAAGUUUGCCACUUCCGAUUACAUUAUGGAGCCCGGAAUAUUCGCACAACUGAAGCGAUAUUUUCAGGCGGGCGGAACACCGGAACAGGUCAUUAACCAGCUAUCGGCUAAUUAUACAGCCGUCGCCCAAAUGGCAAAUCUGCUUGCCGAGUGGCUUAUCUUGGCGGGAGUACGUGUGACCGACGUUCAAGCUAUGGUUGAAAACCACCUGAAAGACAUGAUACUGAAAACGUUCGAUCCGAAGAAGGCGGACAAAAUUUUCACCGAGGAAGGUGAAACGCCAGCCUGGUUGACGGAAAUGAUCGAGCACCACACGUGGCGAUCGCUGAUCUACCGGCUGGCGGAGGAGUACCCGGACUGUCUUAUGUUGAAUUUUACCAUUAAGCUGAUUUCGGACGCCGGCUUUCAGAGUGAAAUUACUUCGAUUUCUACCGCUGCUCAGCAGAUCGAGGUGUUUUCCCGGGUGCUGAAGACGUCCAUUGCGAAGUUUUUGAAUCAUCCGGACGACUGGCAGUCAGCCAUUAGCGAGUGUGCCAAGAUGGUUUGCCACGGGCAGCAUACGUACGUGUACAGUCAGGUGUUGAUACAGGUUCUUUCCCAGGAACCAAAAGGGGGGUUUAUCAUGAAACGACUGGCACAGGAGAUAACAAAAUAUGCACUGAAAAAUAACCACAAUGUGACGCCCAUUACGAUGGCUUUGAACGGUUCUGCCCGACAUCCACAGGCGUGUGAAGCCUUAACUUCUAUGCUGACCAGAAAUGCCCUGAAUCCGGCCGACAUAACGGUGCUGUAUCGGAACUACUCGUCCCCGGAACCGCCACCGAUAGAUUUGAUUCGUAAUCCGCAAUUUUUGGAUCUGUUGGUGGACUCUCUUUUCAAAGUCGGAGUGAAGAUCAAUCAGGAGCACAAAUCCAAGUACAUCUAUCUGUUGGCCUAUGCGGCUAGCGUGUGUGAAACGGUCGGUAAGAAAAGUCAAGCAAAAGGACAACGUACCACCAACAAGGACGAACUGAAGCCCACUAUUCAGGCUAUUGAAAAGGUACACGCCAUUUGUAACGUAAACCGUGGAUCAACGGAGCUGAUUGCCGACAUUUCCACACUGUACAACUGCAUUCGCUUCCCGGUGGUCGGGGUGGGCGUGAUUCGCUGGGUGGAAAACACCGUUACAGAACCGUCGUAUUUCAAGCUCUGCACCGAAAGUUGCCCACUGCAUUUGGCUCUACUGGACGAGGUUGCUUGCGUGCAUUCUUCGCUGCACGAUCAGAUUCUGCGGUUGCUGAUUCAACUGUUUGAAUCCAAACAGGACGAACUGGAAAUCUUGGUACAGCUUGAAAUGAAAAAGAUGCUGCUGGACCGAAUGGUGAAUCUGUUGGCCCGCGGUUGUGUCGUGCCGGUGGUUAAAUACAUCCGUCAGUGCUGCACUCGCGGUGACACCGACAUCUCUCUGAUCAGAUACUUUGUUACGGAGGUGCUGGAGACGAUUACGCAUCCCUACUCGCCAGAAUUCGUGCAGCUGUUUUUGCCGAUGGUAGAGAAUGAGGAAAUUACCGGCUCCAUGCGAGGCGAAGGCGACAACGAUCCGGUGUCGGAGUUCAUCGUUCAUUGUAAGGCUCACUAUACGACGAUUUAGAGCAGCGGGAGCUGGUAAGUGAAUGCAAAUUAAACGAUUUUCCUUGCUGUUUU
Messenger RNA from Sabethes cyaneus, 1921 nucleotides. RefSeq names its product negative elongation factor D (gene TH1). The record is from RefSeq and is a predicted model, not a curated record. Gene Ontology annotation, biological process: negative regulation of transcription elongation by RNA polymerase II. The coding region runs from base 108 to 1868 and encodes 586 amino acids. Lineage: Eukaryota; Metazoa; Arthropoda; Insecta; Diptera; Culicidae. The transcript has 4 exons. Gene Ontology annotation, molecular function: RNA binding. Gene Ontology annotation, cellular component: NELF complex; nucleus.